CAGAAGCCAUUUUGGACUCAGUUCAGUUUGUCCGCAUGUCAGUCCGGGACCGUGUCCGUCAGCACGGGGCAGAAACAGACCGAGUGACCGAGCGGAGAGGGUUCGGAGCGCGUCGCUUCUCUCUGUUUCUCUUCUCCUCGCUGUAGAAUCGCGUUGUGUUGUUCCGGGACGCUGCUUUUUUGUUUAUCCGGAUGUGCGCGCGUGCGCUCCUUAUGGAUGUGUCCGUCUUGUGAAGUUCACCGCGAGCUCGUGCGCUGCUGUUACAUUGGGCUCGCGCACUUCCGAACUGUGCACGCUGUGCAGGCAGGCAGGCCGCCCGCGCGCCCGCAUGUGUGUGUUUCCCCCCUCGUGUCCGUGUUUAAAUGUUCCGAACGGAGCGGAGAUUAAAAAGGGCAAAAUCCGCUGCGCUGCUUUUUCAAUAAGAGGAAUAUGAUCGCUUCCUGGCUGACUUUUGCACUUCUUUUGGGAACUUUUGGUGCAGUACCCAGCCAUGGAGAGGUGGAGACACAGGAGUGUUUGUACUACAACAUCAACUGGGAGAUUGAGAAGACCAACCAGAGUGGCGUGGAGCGUUGCGAAGGCGAGAAGGACAAACGCUCUCACUGCUACGCUUCAUGGCGCAACAACUCGGGAACCAUCGAGCUGGUGAAGAAGGGCUGCUGGUUGGAUGACUUUAACUGCUAUGACAGGCAAGAGUGUGUGGCCACAGAGGAGAACCCACAGGUGUUCUUCUGCUGCUGUGAGGGCAGCUUCUGCAACGAGAGGUUCACACACCUCCCCGAUGUGAGCGGACCAGUGAUCGAGCCCCCUCCUGCUGCACUCUCUCUGCUGAAUGUAUUGGUGUACUCCCUGCUACCAAUCACCAUGCUCUCCAUGGCUCUUCUGCUGGCCUUCUGGAUGUACCGCCAUCGCAAGCCUCCCUACGGCCACGUCGACGUCAAUGAGGACCCAGGUCCAGCCCCUCCGUCUCCUCUGAUAGGGCUGAAACCCCUGCAGUUGUUGGAGAUUAAGGCUAGAGGGCGCUUUGGCUGUGUGUGGAAAGCCCAGAUGAUGAAUGAAUACGUAGCUGUGAAGAUCUUCCCCAUUCAGGAUAAGCAGUCGUGGCAGAACGAGCGAGACCUGUUCACCACGCCGGGGAUGAAGCACGAGAACUUGCUGCGUUACAUUGCUGCUGAGAAGCGCGGGACCAGCCUGGAAAUGGAACUCUGGCUCAUUACCGAGUUCCAUGAAAAGGGUUCUCUGACUGAUUAUCUGAAGGGCAGUGUUGUAAGCUGGAAUGAGUUAUGUCACAUUGCUGAAACAAUGGCUUGUGGCCUGGCCUACCUUCACGAAGACGUACCACGGUACAAAGGAGAAGGCCCCAAACCUGCUGUUGCUCACAGGGACUUUAAGAGUAAAAACGUGAUGCUGAAGAACGAUCUGACUGCUGUCAUCGGUGACUUUGGGCUGGCGGUGAAGUUCGAGCCUGGAAAAGCUCCAGGAGACACUCAUGGCCAGGUUGGCACACGGAGGUACAUGGCGCCCGAGGUGCUGGAGGGAGCCAUUAACUUCCAGAGGGAUGCAUUUCUGAGGAUAGACAUGUACGCCAUGGGACUCGUGCUCUGGGAACUGGUGUCCCGCUGCACAGCCGCUGAUGGUCCAGUGGAUGAGUACAUGCUGCCCUUUGAGGAGGAGAUUGGACAGCACCCGUCCCUGGAGGACCUUCAGGAUGUCGUAGUCCACAAAAAGAUGAGGCCCGUGUUGAAGGAGUGCUGGCUUAAACAUCCUGGUCUGGAGCAGUUGUGUGAGACGAUAGAGGAAUGCUGGGACCAUGACGCUGAGGCUCGUCUCUCAGCGGGCUGCGUAGAGGAACGCCUCUCUCAGAUCCGGCGUAUCAGCAGCGGCCCUGCCUCCGACUGCCUCGUCUCCGUGCUCACGUCUGUCACCAACGUGGACUUGGCGCCCAAAGAGUCCAGUAUCUGAGAACGAUGGGGGAGGGGGGGCACUCUUAAAAACGAAACCCGAAGCGAAAGAAACAACCUUCGUCUUUCCAGACUCAGCGGAUCUCAGACAACAAUGAAUGCAGCUGCUAUUUUAUCCUAACAUUUUUUUAAUUAAUUUUAUUAUUAUUAAUAUUAUUACUAUUAUUAUUAUUAUUAUUAUUACUAUUAUUAUUAUUAUUAUUAUGAUCAGAUCAAUACUACCAGCACACUUCGCUACUGUAUUUUUAUCAAGAGAGGAAAACAGAAGUUAAAAAUAAAAAAAAAAGAAGAAAAAAAUAACAACACCAUAAGGACAUCUCAAAAUGCAUUCAGGUGCCGACUUAUGAAUGCUGACAAGAUGCAGGUACCUCAGCCAUUUCAUUUCAGUGGGUUUUUUGUUUUGUUUGUUUAUUUUGUUUUUUUUUCCUUUAUAUUCCUGUUUUUCUGUCUUCUGGACAGGAUUGCCUAGGGCAAAACCAACCAACACAUCAAGCAACCGUUCACCAUGUUGGAAAAUACAAUGCUGCAAAACCUACGAGGAACAUUUUAUGACUGUUACAUUAACCUUCCUCAAGGGAUUUUUAUUUUCGAUUUUUUUAAGAACUUUUCCUCUCUCUGACUGUGUGCUAUUCAAAUUUACGGAAAACGUGUCUUUUACGGAACUAACGGGUGUCUCUAGAACACAACAAAAUGUGGAAGACAACUGGAUUGUUUUUUUUUCUUUCUUUCUUUCUUCAUUUGGUUUUGUGCUGUUGAAGCUGGCGACUGUGAAGAGGGGGUCGGUUCAGAAUUUUAUCGUGUGGGAAAAGAGAAUUUAGGUCGGAGAAAUUGGCUUUGCAUUUAGAGGUGGAGAAUGAGAAAAGGAUCUGGAUAAUGUGUUUUGUUUGGUACAGAAUUAUUUCUCAGGUAACCAGUUU
Molecule: messenger RNA, 2878 nt
Organism: Neoarius graeffei (lesser salmon catfish)
Lineage: Eukaryota; Metazoa; Chordata; Actinopteri; Siluriformes; Ariidae
Gene: acvr2ba
Product: activin A receptor type 2Ba
Exons: 11
Coding region: 430-1962 (510 amino acids)
Biological process (GO): cellular response to growth factor stimulus; activin receptor signaling pathway; protein phosphorylation
Cellular component (GO): plasma membrane; activin receptor complex
Molecular function (GO): ATP binding; activin receptor activity; activin binding
Source: RefSeq, a predicted model, not a curated record